Messenger RNA from Suncus etruscus (white-toothed pygmy shrew), 525 nucleotides. RefSeq names its product ER membrane protein complex subunit 5-like. The record is from RefSeq and is a predicted model, not a curated record. Lineage: Eukaryota; Metazoa; Chordata; Mammalia; Eulipotyphla; Soricidae. Gene Ontology annotation, cellular component: Golgi apparatus; EMC complex; plasma membrane.
AUGGUGCCAUCUCUAUGGAAAGGGCUGGUGGGCAUCGGCCUCUUUGUUCUAGUUCACGAGGCCUUCUCUACCGCGCAGCGUCGUUCUUGUAUGAGAUCAACAGAAAAGGAAGAUGAAUCGCUGCCCAUAGAUAUAGUUCUUCAGACACUUCUGGCCUUUGCAGUUACCUUUUAUGGUAUAGUUCGUAUUGCAGGGGAAUUUAAAGACCUGGAUGCCACUUCAGAGCUAAAAAACAAGACAUUUGACACAUUAAGGAAUCAUUCUUCAUUUUACGUAUUUAAUCACCACGUUCGAGUACUAUUCCAAUCUUCAGACCCAGUGACCUCUUCAAAUCAAGAUGCAUUGUCGUCCGGUACAUCGUUGACGUUACGGAAACUUGAAUCAUUGCUUCGCCCCCCUGAGCAUCACCGGAAGGUGACCAGCAGUCCAAAUAAUGAUUUUGUUCAGUGUGGACUGAGAACUCAGUUUGAGAACUCUUUCUUGGUCGCUGAGCAUGAAAGGGGUUUCUACAAUCUGGUGUGCUGA